Molecule: messenger RNA, 2463 nt
Organism: Vicia faba (fava bean)
Lineage: Eukaryota; Viridiplantae; Streptophyta; Magnoliopsida; Fabales; Fabaceae
Source: the annotation of a GenBank genome assembly
AUGAUGGGCUUAUUAAAAAAUGGAACUUUGUUUUUGUAUAUUGUGAUGCUACUUCUGUUAACAACCUGUCAAGCCAAAGAUCAACACAUUCACCAGAUACAGCCUGGAUUCAGUGCAUCUCGGUUAGAUUGGGACGAUCAUAACGGGUUCUUUUUACUAUCGAACAACUCGGCUUUUGCUUUUGGAUUCUUCACAACCCUUGAUGUUUCUUUGUUUGUUUUAGUAGUCAUUCAUUUGAGUAGCUUCAAAGUUGUUUGGACAGCAAAUAGAGGCUUUCUUGUUAGAAAUUCUGAUAAAUUUGUGUUUGAACAUAGUGGAAAUGUUUAUUUGGAAAGUGGAAACGGUUUUGCUUGGGCAACAAACACAACAGGACAGAAAGUCAAGGACAUGGAGUUGUUGGAUUCAGGAAAUUUGGUUUUGUUUGGUGAAAAUAGGAAAGUUGUUUGGCAAAGUUUUAGUCAUCCCACUGAUACACUUUUGCCUGGUCAAUCCUUUGUUGAAGGAAUGAGUCUUAAAAGUUUUCCGAAUCGAAUGAACUUGUUUCAUUUUCUUAGUUAUGUAGAAGGUGAUUUGGUUCUGUAUGCAGGAUUUGAAACUUCACAACUGUAUUGGUCCUUAAUGGGAGAAGUUAGUAAAAGUCCAAGUUCGGGAAAUGUGACAAGUAGUAAAAAGGUUCACUAUGCUUCUUUGGUUUCUAAUUCAUGGAACUUUUAUGAUAAAAAUGGAGUUUUGGUUUGGAAAAUUGUGUUUUCUGAUCAUUCAGAUCCCAAGUCAUUCUAUGCUGCGAUUUUGGAUCCAAAUGGUGCGAUUUCUUUCUAUGAUCUUAACAAAGGAAAGUCUAUUAACCCUGAGAUAUUGAAAUUGCCACAAGACGCUUGUGGAAUUCCUGAGCCUUGUGAUCCUUACUAUGUUUGUUUCUUUGAGAAUUGGUGUGAAUGUCCUAAGCUUCUUCGAUCGCGUUUCAAUUGCAAACCUCCUAACAUCUCAGCAUGUUCUCCUCAUGGAAGUUUGACAGAACUUUUAUAUGUUGGUGAAGAUCUUGAUUAUUUUGCACUUAAAUAUGAUGCACCUGUUUUGAAAAAAUCGACUUUGAAUUCGUGCAAAGAGGCUUGUGUAAGAAACUGUUCCUGCCUUGUGCUUUUCUAUGAAAACAGUACUGGUAGUUGCUUUCAUUUCGAGCAAACCGGGAGCUUCCAACGGUUUAAAGGAAGCAGCGGCGGUUAUGUUUCGUAUAUGAAGGUUUCAACUGAUAGUGGUGGAAAUGACGGCGAGGAUCAUGGAAGAAAGACCAUGCUGCUGGUUUUUGUUAUAGGGAUUCUCACAGUUUUGGCCAUUUUGGGUCUUAUAGCUGGAUUCUGGUGUUACUAUUUCAAGAAGAAGAAUUUUGAUGAGUAUCCUCAAGAAGAUACUUUCGAGGAAGAUGAAUUCUUUGAUAGUCUCUCUAAUAUGCCGGCGCGUUUUACCUAUAGAACACUUGCUAGAGCAACUAAGGAUUUCUCCACGAAAAUCGGUGAAGGAGGGUUCGGCUCGGUGUAUCUAGGUGUACUUGAAGAUGGUAAAACACAAUUGGCAGUGAAAAAGUUGGAAGGUGUAGGACAAGGAGCAAAAGAGUUCAAAGCAGAAGUAUCGAUAAUCGGAAGUAUUCACCAUGUUCAUCUUGUGAAGCUUAAAGGGUUUUGUGCCGAAGGUCCUCAUCGAAUGCUUGUUUAUGAAUACAUGGCAAGAGGUUCAUUAGAUAAAUGGAUCUUCAAAAACAGCGAAAACACAAUGUUGUUAACUUGGGAAGCAAGGUACAAUAUUGCAAUAGGCACUGCAAAAGGAUUGGCCUAUCUUCAUGAAGAGUGUGAAGUUAGGAUCAUUCACUGUGAUAUAAAACCACAAAAUGUUCUUCUUGAUGAUAACUUCAUGGCUAAGGUUUCGGAUUUCGGGUUGGCGAAACUAAUGAGCAGAGAACAAAGCCAUGUUUUCACAACUCUAAGAGGAACAAGAGGGUAUUUAGCACCGGAAUGGAUAACUAACUAUGCGAUUUCCGAGAAGAGUGAUGUGUUUAGCUACGGAAUGCUUUUGCUUGAGAUUGUUGGUGGAAGGAAAAACUAUGAUCAAUGGGAAGGAGAAGAGAAAGCACAUUUUCCUUCUUAUGUAUCAAGAAUGAUGGAGGAAGGGAAAAUAAGAGAAGUUAUCGACAAAAAGAUAGAUAUCGAUGAGGAAGAUGAAAGUGUUGUGACGGCUCUUAAAGUUGCCCUUUGGUGUAUACAAGAUGAUAUGAAUUUGAGACCUCCAAUGAGUAAAGUUGCUCAAAUGCUUGAAGGUUUGUGUAUUGUGAAUGAUCCACCAUCUUUGUUACACUCAAGUAGUUAUUCAAGUUUCUUGAAAAUGAGUAGUGGAGAAGGUAGUUCAUCAGGACAAGCUAGUUUUUAUAGUAAUGUUCCUUUGUCUUGUGUUCAGUUAUCAGGACCAAGAUGA